GCCCACUCUUCAGGUCACGUAAUUGACAUCUGCGUCUUUCAUCGACGUAAACAAACUUGUCAUUGAAAAAGUCCUUGGCUUUUAAGUCGCCGGAUGGCGGAAAUAACACUGACACUGAAAUCCCUAGUCUGAUUUCAGAUUGGGUCGAUUUCACGCAGGUUCUUUGGAAUUUCCCCAGACUGCUGGCCUGUUUUCUACCCUGAUUCCUUAGGUGGCUUCUGGGACAGAAUUAGGGUUCUCUACGUAUUUGCUUGCACGUGGGUUUACUGAAAUGGCCGCCACUGUACGAAGUCCGUUCUUCCCGCGUAACUAACAAGAGCCCAUACCAACUUGCAACGCAGCCGUGCACACUGCCGCAGCAGUUGCCGCGAUCACGACCUUUCAAAACCGCUCCGCAGACCUCGCAAAGAGGCUCGUGGCUCCCGCCUUCCGGUGCCUCAGUACCUGCCAGUCGCCGCCCAACGCCGUCCGGCUGUUCCCCGUUUGCACUCUCCCUCCGCCUACCCUGCUUCUUCUACCCGCCGGCUCCCAGUUCUCCCGUCCUGCUCCGCGCAGGCUGCGGCUGUUCCGUCAGCGGCGGCUCCUCCUCCCAGACGCAGAGCGCCGCUCUGCCCCGCCUCCUGCGCAGGCUGCAGUCCCUACAUCCGGGUACCGACUCCAGCCGCCUAGACGCUGGCACUAUGGUCAUGGCGGAGGGGACGGCAGUGCUGAGGCGGAACAGGCCGGGCACCAAGGCGCAGGAUUUCUAUAAUUGGCCUGAUGAAUCCUUUGAUGAAAUGGACAGUACACUAGCUGUUCAACAGUAUAUUCAACAGAACAUAAGAGCAGAUUGCUCCAAUAUUGACAAAAUUCUUGAACCACCUGAAGGCCAAGAUGAAGGUGUGUGGAAGUAUGAACAUUUAAGGCAGUUCUGCCUUGAGCUAAAUGGACUUGCUGUCAAACUUCAGAGUGAAUGCCAUCCAGAUACUUGCACACAAAUGACAGCAACUGAACAAUGGAUUUUUCUUUGUGCAGCUCAUAAAACUCCAAAAGAGUGUCCUGCUAUAGACUAUACUAGACACACACUUGAUGGUGCUGCAUGUCUUCUGAAUAGCAAUAAAUAUUUUCCCAGCAGAGUUAGCAUAAAGGAAUCAUCUGUAGCGAAACUAGGAUCAGUAUGCCGUAGGAUUUACAGAAUAUUUUCACAUGCUUAUUUUCAUCAUCGGCAGAUAUUUGAUGAAUAUGAAAAUGAAACAUUUUUGUGUCAUCGGUUUACUAAAUUUGUGAUGAAAUACAAUUUGAUGUCCAAGGAUAACCUGAUUGUACCAAUUUUAGAAGAGGAAGUACAGAAUUCAGUUUCUGGGGAAAGUGAAGCAUGAAGGGAAUCAUAUGGAAAAAUGUACUGAUCAUAUAAUUAACGUUAAUUAUGUACUGUAUAUAUCAUUUUAGACACAUCAAUCAUGUAUCCAUAUUAUAGCUUCUUUGUUUAGUAUAGGUUUUUGUAUGCUGGGUUUGCCUUUUAAAAUGGGAAAUACUUUUUAAGUUAUUCAUAAGCUGUAUAUUCACCAGUGUGGCACUCAUGGUUUUUAAAUAAGAUUAGUAUUAUCUGUUUAUAAUGCCUGUUAAUAAAAGAAUUUACAGUUUGGUAAAAUUGCUGCUAAACAAUCAUUGGAUCACAAUCCUCAUCAAACAAACCCAUCUGUAAAAAAAUGAUUGAGAGCUUGAGGUUUCACACAAGCCAUUUACUGAAGAGGUAGAAAUGUUUUCCAUUGGUUUUACCUUGAGUUUAGAUAUCCUAAAAAAUUCUAUAGUACAUAGUUUUGUCUUACCUGUUAACUUUCCCCAAUUGAGAUAAAAGUGUUUUAAAAUUCUGUUUCUAGUUUUUGAUAUGCAUAUAUAAUUAUGUGUAUAUCUAAAUACAAAUGCAGAUGAAGCAUUAGUAAUACUUAAAUAAUUUUACUGUGUAACAUAAAGUAUAACAUACUUGGAAAGGAUUUACCUUUCUGCAACAAUGGACUGGUACAUACAGGAUGAUCAUAAUGAUAAGGCACAUAAAUUAUGUUCUCACUGGAAACCUGCCCUGUCCACCCCUUCUCAUUUCCCUUAACCUUAUCCUCAAAAUACUUUAACUGAGAAGCUUUUCACCAGACUGAGUUAGUGGUGGCUUAUACCUAUUUAUAUUUGUAUUAAUUGCUUACAGAUUAUACCUCAUAUUAGCAAUUACAUUACACUACAAGAAAAUGUAUUUGCAUAGGCUCUUGCUUAUCUUUCUUUUGCAAAAAUUAUUCUACUUAGAAAACAGUCCUUAAAAUAGUUUGACUCUUCCUGUUAGUAAUAUUAAGCUUUCAUUUAACCAGCUAGGCAGCAUUAAAUAGAAUUGAAGAAAUACUAUAGUAUUUAUUUUACACCCCCUCUCCCAUGAAGUUUAUGUUUGAAUUACAUGCACGUGUGAGAUUAUUUGCAAUAAUUCAUAGCUUCCAAGGGUAUUGAUGAAUAGUCAUACAGUUUUUGGACUUUGUUAUAAUUCAUUGUGAUAAGAAUAAUUCAAAUGCAGAUUUAACAAUCUUAUAAUCUAUUGAAUGCCAUUUUUGAUAAAGCACUGGAGGUCUUAUUGCCAAACUGAUUGUAAUGAGGCACUAAGGGUGAAAACAUUGUACAUGUUGUGAAGAAAGUAUUUAAAUCCAACUUUUGAACAGAUUUAACAAACAUGAGGAACUUCUUUUUUAUUUAAAAGGGUAAUUUUGAAAUGAAGAUGAAAAUGUAUUCAUCUUAAUUGUUUUUUCAAAUUUAAGGGAAUAAUUUAUACCAUCUUUUAAGACAAGAAUGUACAGCAAAAAUAUGGGGAACAGUAGUAUACUGAGAGUGUGUGUAUAUAUCAUGUAUGCCUUUCCAAGCUUGCCAGUCUUUUUGGCUUUUAACAGUUCCCACCAGCCACAGUCAUUACUGUUCCCCAACCCACAACUAGCUUUUAAGAAGUCUUAUGUUCACAGUGAAAGGAAUGUUGACUUUGAAAUUAUGGAUUUAUAUUAAUGACACUAUGAACCAAUGGUAAUGGUAAUUUUUAAACAAACUUGCUAAAUAUUGAGAGACUAAACUACUAAGUUAAUAAAUUAUAUAUAGCAGUGUAGCUGUUCUCUCUAGAUGGUGUCUCACAAUGGAUUUCUGUUGCUUGACUAUUUUCCUAGUGAAUAUUUAUACUAAGGUAGUGACUGAGAUUUGGUGAUCUGGCUGAGUAUUUUGAAACACAUUUUGAAUAAUAUGGCUUAGUCUUAACGGGGAAUUAAAUAUGAUUUUUUUCUUACUCAUUUCACCUUCCCUGUAUUGUAUGUUUGGAAUUGAUCAUAAAACAGCUCCAAAAGAAAAUAA
This is a messenger RNA of Chlorocebus sabaeus (green monkey), 3345 nucleotides long. It is a transcript of the gene MOB4, whose product is annotated as MOB family member 4, phocein. Gene Ontology annotation, cellular component: mitochondrion; mitochondrial matrix. Lineage: Eukaryota; Metazoa; Chordata; Mammalia; Primates; Cercopithecidae. The record is from RefSeq and is a predicted model, not a curated record. Gene Ontology annotation, molecular function: ATP binding; protein folding chaperone; metal ion binding.